UGACGCAAGCAGUCGCGACGCCAUUUGCUGCGGCUGAGCGUGGGCACAGGCGGAUCUCGGAAGAAGUCGGUUGCGAGACUCUCCCGCGCACGCGACCCGGCCUCGCUUGGCUGUUUGGUACCGUGCGGUCCCACGCGUCGCCCUUGGGGCCCCUCGGAAGAGUCGCUGCUGCCGCCGCCACCACCACCACUCGGAUAGGAGUCGGAAACGCCGGGAGGCCGCCGUCACCGCCAUGCCCAAGAAUAAAGGUAAAGGAGGUAAAAAUAGACGCAGAGGUAAGAAUGAGAAUGAAUCUGAAAAGAGAGAGCUGGUGUUUAAAGAAGAUGGACAGGAAUAUGCUCAAGUAAUCAAAAUGUUGGGAAAUGGACGAUUAGAAGCGAUGUGUUUUGAUGGUGUAAAGAGGUUAUGUCACAUCAGAGGGAAAUUGAGGAAAAAGGUUUGGAUAAAUACCUCAGACAUUAUAUUGGUUGGUCUCCGAGACUACCAGGAUAAUAAAGCUGAUGUAAUCUUAAAAUACAAUGCAGAUGAAGCUAGAAGUCUAAAGGCGUAUGGCGAGCUUCCAGAGCAUGCUAAAAUCAAUGAAACUGAUACAUUUGGUCCUGGAGAUGAUGACGAAAUUCAGUUCGAUGACAUUGGAGACGAUGAUGAAGACAUUGAUGAUAUCUAAAUUGAAUUCAACAUUUUACAUUCCAAUUUCUCUGAGGAUUGUUCCAACAAUUUGGAUUUUGGCUGUGACCUGUUAAAGAAGAUUAAAAUUUAUUAGCAUGAGUGCAAUUUGUUAAAGCAGACUGAUUUGUUUCUAAGGUAUUUCUUGAAAAACCGGUAAUGCCGAAUUCUCUUACAUGAAAUGUUAAGCCCCCUUUGUUCUUUUGAUGUAUUCGAGCUUAUAGGUAAAAGACCACAUCUACUAUUUUUUAAAAAGAGGAGAAAAAUGCAUUACUGCCUUUCCUACUUUGACCACUUCCAGUUAGUAAAUGAAUGUUCCAAAUAAACCAUUUACCGUACAUUCAUUAUGGAUCCUGAUUAAGCCCUAACUUUGACUAGCCUGUUGACCGUACAUUGACUUUCUGUAUAUUCCAGUUACUUAGAUGUUCCCUUGAGAUUUUGAUACAAUUUAAGAGGCAGAAAUCUGCAUUUGAAUUUAAAAAUGAUUAGGUCAGUUUUUCAUAUUUAAGUAGCAUGUGGCUAUUUUUGUACUAAUUUUGAUAUCACUUACGUUCUUUCAUAACCUUAUUUUGCCACUAUAAACAUAUCAACAAAAAAGCAUUUACAAAAUGCAGGUUUUAGGACCUGGGUUUUAAUAGCAGUUUUUAAUUUGUAAGGUUAGUAGUUACAGGAAUCAAACAGUAGGUGGCACCCAGUCAUCUUAACAUUGAAAUAUUGCUAUAGUUGUCCAUUUUUUUUUCUUACUAUGCUUAGGAAAUUUCCCAAACAAGAAAAGAUUGUUUUGAUCAUGUGCAUGUAUGUAGAAAAUUUUUAAAGAACAAAACUAUUGUUAAAAGUGUCAUUUUAUUUCAGAAGUCAUAUACAUAAGCUGCAAUUUUGAGUGCUUUGUAAACACUUAAAGUAUGUAUAAAUGAAAAUUUAAUUUCCUAACAACUGUAUAAUUAAGCUUUUUUCAAACCAUCCCUAAGCUGGUAAAAAAAAAAAAAAAAAAAGGAGCAAAUAACAACUUAUUGAAAAGAUGGUUUCUCAUUUCUGAAUGGAAGAGCUACAGCUGAGAAAUACAAUAAAGACAAUAUCAUGCUGCAGAGUAUAUUAUACCCUUACUUUGUGUUUAGGAUGUAUUUUAUUGUGUGUAAAGAUUUGUUUUGCUUGUAUAUUAUUGGGAAUUUGGAUUUUCUCUUAUUUAGUUUUUUGUUCUCAACUUGACUAAUGUGAAAUUAAGGGCUGGGCUAUUUAUUGGCUAGCUACAUUGAAAUCUUCUGCAACUUCACAAGAAGAGAUCCAUCAUUUAGGCUGUGAAACGUUUAUUCUCCUGGUCUCCAGAGAUGUUUUCAAUGAUGAAAAGUUCUACCAAGGGAGAGAAACCUUCAUGUGGCUUCAAAAAAAUAAGAGUAUCUUCUCCAAUCUCAUGCUUAUUCCUAAGUGUGCAAGCACUGGAAUCAAAAUCUGAGGUACUAUAAAACAUUAAAUCAAAGAAUAGAAAUGAGUGUAUAGUUGCGAUUCAUGUUUCUUAUUCUUUGGAGUUCUGAACACUUACCCAGAUGGAAUGCAUCUGAGACCAUGGGCUGGUUUUUAAUACUUAAAGAAACUAGCAUUGAAGAAUUGACUUAGCGAUUGUCUUUAUCAAAACCUAAACUUCCAAAGAUAUUUAGGCCUCUGUACAAAAAAGUGUUUUGCUAAAUUUGUGGUAUAUAUAGAUCCUUCUUCUGUGUUAUUUUACCAAGAAUGUAGUAACUCUGCCUCUGUGGUAGUUCAUGGUAGGGAUGGUACAACUCACACAUUUUUUUCUGCUUACCUCUUCUAGCAAAUAUGAUUUGUCUCAAGUUUCUUGAAUUACAACUAUGGCCCCCAUUCAUGUGUUUUUUUAGUGAUUUUUUUUUUCCUUGCCUAGGUAAUAACGGCUCAAUCUAGUGCCAUUGCAUCCUGGAAAAUCUCAUACCCUAAUGAUUAUUAAGUGGUUGGUAAAGUUGUAGGUCAUAUGCAACACUGCUUGGAAGAAGUGUUUUACUAACUUGUCUUUAAUGUGAUAUUUGUAUAGAUUUACUGACUUAUUUCAAAUGAGGAAUGGGAGUGGUCCUUAGUUUUUUAGCAUCUGUAUGUGUGUUGUUGAGUUUUUUGUUUGGUUGGUUUUUGGUUUGUGUUUUGUGUUUUUUGGUUAUACUCCUUGAUACUCCUUGAUUCCCAUAACACAAUGCUAUAGGGUAUGCCCUGAAAGAAAAUAAAAUGUUUGAAAUCCAAGAAUAAUGAUUCUUCCUGCUAAGAGGGUAUUAGGUAUUACUAAUGAAUUUUAUGGGCUUGCAUUUUUCAUGCAGUGUUUAUUCUACUUCCAGUUAGAGCAAAAAUAAGUUGUAUUACUAAAAUGGCUCAAUAACCAAAACAAGCAUUUGUGUGAAAAAAAGAUUUGACAGGAUUUAAUUGCUUGACUGUUGAAUCUUUUUUGAACAUCCAGCCUCUUAAGAGGCCACCUUUUAAGGUGCCUGUGAACUAUGCAUGAUGAAAACUCUUGUAUUUUAUUAAGGAUUGGCCAUUGGUUUACUCACCACAUCUACAGAAUAAUCAUGGCUGUGAAUAUAGUUGGUUACAAAACUUGUGACUUGUAGUUUAACUUAAUCUCAUGUAUCUUGUGUAAAUAUUAAAUUAUAGGAUGGUGAAUAACAUCUUUAGUAGAUAGAAACUGCUGUCAGUAUUGACUUCAGAGCAACUGAGUAAUCAAAUAGGUAAAAGCAUGUUUGAAAUAAAAAUACCUAGGUGGAUUUAUACUUUAUUUCUGUUGUUUACAGAUUUUAAAAUAUACAAUAUUAACUAUAACUUUACAGUUAAAGUAUCAGAAUGAAAGUUCUUUAUGUUUACCUGUCAUAACGAUUAAAAAGAUUUGUGUUGGUAGGAAAUGCUUAGAUCUUUAUCCUGCUUAGCAAGAAGAAGUUUCAUUUAUACUGUUUGGACUCCCAUGAACUUUUACACACCAUGUUGUGUUGUUGAUUUACCUUAAACUGUCAUUUUUUUUUUUUUAUCCUUGCUUAUUUCUUCCUACUCAGAAAAGGACAAAAUCUUAAGUCUCACUACAGAUGCAUUAAGACACAAGCUUCUUAGGUACAGAGAGAACCAAGGAAUUUGGAGAGUAUUGGAUUGGGUCCUCUCUUCCCCCCAGCUGCCAGGUAUUUAGGCAGUGUGAUGGAGAGUGAAGAGCUUGGGCCUUGGGGUCAGGAGGCCUUUUCCCCGACCCUUCAUGUUGCCCUUUACCUGCAAGUGACCAUGGGCACCUUCUCUCACUUGUAGGAGUUUCAGGCUCCUCACCUGUAAGAUUGGGAUGAUAAGAAGAGUACCGACAGAAUUGGUGGAAGGGUUGAUUAUGUGUCCAUAUGUGUAAUGCACCUAGAGCAGUGUCUGCCGCUUUUCACUUGGUAUCCAGGACCGUAUAAAAUCGAACAUGCACGUCUUUAUAUUUUCUAUUUGUCAUUUCUUUCACUUGCAGUCUUUGGUUACUAUAAUAAAAAAAAAAAAACUUGUUAUAUAUAUAUAUAUAUAUAUAUAUAUAUAUAUAUAUAUAUAUAUAUAUAUUUUCAUGUCAAUACAAUAUUUAAAAUAAUUGUUACCAUCAUUUAAUUCAGCAUAAGGCUAACAGAUAGGAAGUCUCUAAAUUGCUUAAAGAUGUUUUUGCAAAAUACCAACUAUUCUGUAUUUCUUCAUUGAAAGUUAAUAGCUAUUGAUAGCUCUGGUCAUAUUUUGUUCUUAAGUCUAAUGAAUUCUUUUACUAUGUAGAUUCAUGACAGCUAAUUAGUACUGACUGAUUAAAGGUUUACUUUCCGGUCAUUUGGAAUUAUGUAAAAACAGUUGGACGCAAACUAAUGCAAUUAGAAAAUAAAAUAUGAAAUAACUUUCA
Molecule: messenger RNA, 4546 nt
Organism: Neofelis nebulosa (Clouded leopard)
Lineage: Eukaryota; Metazoa; Chordata; Mammalia; Carnivora; Felidae
Gene: EIF1AX
Product: eukaryotic translation initiation factor 1A X-linked
Exons: 7
Coding region: 233-667 (144 amino acids)
Biological process (GO): translational initiation
Cellular component (GO): cytoplasm
Molecular function (GO): RNA binding; translation initiation factor activity
Source: RefSeq, a predicted model, not a curated record